Pseudoliparis swirei is the source of this 2308-nucleotide messenger RNA. RefSeq names its product phospholipid phosphatase related 3a (gene plppr3a). NCBI's taxonomy places the organism in Eukaryota, Metazoa, Chordata, Actinopteri, Perciformes, Liparidae. Gene Ontology annotation, molecular function: phosphatidate phosphatase activity. The transcript has 9 exons. The record is from RefSeq and is a predicted model, not a curated record. Bases 1 to 2232 code for a protein of 743 amino acids. Gene Ontology annotation, biological process: phospholipid dephosphorylation; phospholipid metabolic process; signal transduction.
AUGACCUCCCCCAAGAACAAAGCCAAGAAGAAACAACCCAAAGACAGCAUGACGCUGCUGCCGUGCUUUUAUUUUGUCGAGCUCCCCAUCGUCCUGUCCUCCUUGGUGUCCCUGUACUUCCUGGAGCUGACCGACGUGUUGUCCCCGGCGACCGUGGGUUUCCGUUGCCGUGACCGCGACCUCUCCAUGCCCUACAUGGAGACGGGCGAUGAGCUCAUCCCUCUGCUCAUGCUGCUGAGUUUAGCCUUCGCCGGACCCGCCGCGUCCAUCAUGAUGGGGGAGGGGCUGACGUACUGCUUCCAGUCCAAACUGAAGACGUGCCCCAAGUCGGAGAGCAGCAUCAACGCCGGAGGCUGCAGCUUCAACUCCUUCCUGAGGAGGACCGUGCGCUUCGUCGGUGUGCAUGUGUUCGGUCUCCUGGCAACGGCCUUGGUAACAGAUGUCAUCCAAUUGGCCACCGGUUACCACGCCCCUUUCUUCCUCACCGUCUGCCAGCCCAAUUACACGGCGGCGGCAGAGUCGUGCGACAGCAACGUCUACGUGACGCGGGACGUCUGUCUGGGGAAAGACCAGUACGCCAUCAUGUCCGCCAGGAAAACGUUUCCGUCCCAGCAUGCAACGCUCUCUGGCUUCGCUGCUGUCUAUAUCUCCAUGUAUUUCAAUGCCAGCAUCAGCAGCACCGCCAAGCUGCUGAAGCCGCUGCUGGUGUUUGCGUUCUGCAUGGCGGCGGGCCUCGCCGGGCUGACGCAGAUCACGCAGCACCGCAGCCACCCCAUCGACGUGUAUGUGGGCUACGUCAUCGGAGCCGGCAUCGGCGUCUACCUGGCCGUGUUUGCAGUGGGGAACUUCAAGGCUUCAGAGGAAGACGCUCCCGUUUUCCAGAAGCCGGCCCCGGCGCAGCCGAAGGACGGCCUCAGGGUGCUGAACCAGCGGAGCCACGACUCCCUGUACCGCAAGACCCCCCGGGCGUCCGAGAGCAGGGAGGAGCUGGGGGCGGGGCUUGGCUCGGGGGCUCGCUGCAAGGUCAAGAGGGAAAAGGCCUCGCUGGCGUCCCUCAAACGGGCGAGCGCCGACGUCGAGCUCCUGGCGACCCGCGGCCCCAUGGGCAAGGAAACCAUGGUGACCUUCAGCAACACUUUGCCCCGCGUCGCCAACGGCAACAGCCCCAUCUCCCCCUCGGACGAGCUCCCCGCCGCCACCCAGCGCCACAUGACCUUCCACGUGCCCUACGACCCCCAGAGGUCUCGGCAGCUGGUGUCCGAGUGGCGGCAGCGCUCGCUGGAGGUGCGCAGCCAGAGCUCGCGGGACGACGAGGAGGAGGAGGGGGGGGCGGACGGAGGGGAGGGCGGGGGAGGUGAAGGGGACCAGGAGAUGCCGGCGUCCCUUUACCCCACGGUGCAGGCCAACAAGGGCAACGCCACUCCCACCGGAUCGCGGAUGGCGGUGGCGCCCCCGCUGGUUCACAUCCCCGAGGAGGCCUCCCGCCCGCCGCCCGUCUCCCCGAAGAGCGCCAAGACCCGCGCCAAGUGGCUGUCGCUCAUCGAGGGAGGAGGGGGAGGAGGGGGAGGAGGGGGAGGAGGGAAGGAGCCGGGAUCAGGGCCCAUCGCCGUGUCCACGCCACGCGUUCCCAACACGCAGCCCGGCCAGCAGAGAGUCACGCAGGUGAUAGCCAUGUCCAAGCAGCAGGGUCACGGCGUCCCUUCGUCAGAAGGCUCCUCCUCCUCCUCUUCCUCCGGCGGCGGCGGCGGCGGCUCCUCCAACUGCUCCGAGUCGCCCUACUACCGCAUCCCGGCGGACCGAGACAGCUGCACGGGGAGCGGGAGCAUCGUCACCAUCGACGCCCACGCCCCCCACCACCCGGUGGUGCGCGUGUCGGCCUCCAACGGCAAGCCGUGGGAGUGGAGGAACACCAUCAGCGGGAACAUGACGGCGGGCGACGCGACGUCGGCGGGCGACAAACACCGCGUCUCGCUGCAGCGGCAGGACAACGUCAACCACUACCGGGAUUACCGGACGCUGCCCAUGAAGACGAGAGACGACUCGCGCGGCUCCUCCUCCGAAGCCGACCCCGGCGCCCUCCCCCCUCCCCCCCACCCCGACCUGCUGAUGGACGGCCACGGCCAGGCGCUGUCCCGCUCCUCCACGCUGCCCCGCCGGCCCUCCGUCUCCGCCCGCAGCCACGCGGAGCAGGAGCACUACUACAAGGCCAUGCAGAACGAGCGGAUGCUGUAGUCGGGAGGUCGGCGGCGGCGGCGUCGUGGUUACACGGCAGAAAGAGACGGUGGCGGGUGAAGAGAGAUUUAUGACG